UUUCACUUAUAUCUUAUUAUCAAUGAAAAGAAAAUGAAAAAAAAAAAUUUACAAUUAAUAUGAAAAGAAAUAUUCAUUGAUCUGCUAGAGGACGUUUCAGUCAAAGAAAAUUUGUCUUCAUCUGAUCAAUACUCUCCAGACAUAAAAAGUAUAAAGAAUUUUAAAACGUGAUAUCAACAAUGGCAGCACAUAUGAGUAUGCCAUGGUUUAAGGACAAAACUGGUGAGAUAGAUCGAUCAUUAUUUUACAAGAAACCGAUUACGAAAGAUAAUUAUAAACUAGGACCUGAUCACAUUGACAAUCCUCAGGAGUUAAGACGUCAAAGAAUUUUAGAAAUUCAAAAAAGAAAUAGAGAUCUCAAAUAUAAUGCUGGACGAGACAUAAUAGAAAUUUUUAAAUCUGACGAUGAAGAAGAAGAAGAAGAAAUGGAAUUUGAUUGUAGUAACAAGUCUAAGAAAAGAUAUGAACGAUCCAAACAUUACGCCAAUCAAUUCAUGUUGUCUGAAUGGCUGACUGAACUACCUUGGGAUAUUCUAGACAAAUGGAUUAUUGUAGCUUGUCCUCAAGGCAAAAGAACCUUAGUAGUUGCACGCAAAAAUACAACAAAGGCUUUUAACAGACGUGGUAAUAGGGUAGGAAAAUUUCAAUCUUUACUGCCUGGAGGAAAUUCUGAUGAACAUCAUAGUCAUUGCACUAUUUUGGAUUGUAUAUGGGUAGAAAAAGAAAAGACAUAUGUUGUCUUGGAUGUGCUAGCAUGGUCUAAUCAAUCCCUUUUAAAUUGUGAUUCAGAAUUUCGAUUCUUUUGGUUGAAAUCAAAAUUUGAAGAAAUAGCAGAUUUGAAAAAGGGUGGAGUUCGUAACAAUACUUAUUCUAUUUUAUUUUUACCACAUGUAUAUGUUGGUAGUAGUCUAGAAUCAGUCGUAGCGGAUGUAUCUGCUAUAGCACCUUUGGAUGGACUUUUAUUUUAUCAUCGUCAUGCAUUAUAUACUCAGGGUCGCACACCUCUUGUAACAUGGUUGAAGGGUUUUAUGUUGCCUGAAAUACUUGGAAUAACUUUACCUUCUCCAUAUGACGAAAAACCUGAUGAUUACAUAGACAUCAAGCAUUAUUUGCUAAAUUUCAAAGAAAAGAAGCAGAAGGAGAAAGCAAUUGCUUCAACAAGUAAUAUGGAAAUUGUGGACGAGGAUAUUGAAUCAAUAUAAACUUGGACUUAAACAUAAUAGACGAUCUUCUGACUGAAGAGACAUACAAUAUAUAAGUAAUUGAUGUUCUAAUUUAAUAUAACUAAAUUAUAUUUCAUUCGUAACAAAUUUAUUAUCUGUGUAAUAAAUAUAUAAUUAAUCUAAUCAAAAAGUAAAAAAAAAAACUAUAUAACCAUAUGUCAAAUACAUUAUAACUCAUCAUAAAAAUAAUGCAUGUAACAUGUCUACAGAUUUUUCUGUCAUAUAUAAUAAAACACGCUUCAUAAUUUC
This is a messenger RNA of Vespula vulgaris, 1472 nucleotides long. It is a transcript of the gene Snup, whose product is annotated as snurportin-1. NCBI's taxonomy places the organism in Eukaryota, Metazoa, Arthropoda, Insecta, Hymenoptera, Vespidae. Bases 180 to 1202 code for a protein of 340 amino acids. The record is from RefSeq and is a predicted model, not a curated record. Gene Ontology annotation, cellular component: cytoplasm; nucleus. Gene Ontology annotation, biological process: snRNA import into nucleus. The transcript is spliced from 6 exons.